This is a messenger RNA of Caenorhabditis briggsae, 1485 nucleotides long. Gene Ontology annotation, biological process: monoatomic anion transport; transmembrane transport. Lineage: Eukaryota; Metazoa; Nematoda; Chromadorea; Rhabditida; Rhabditidae. The transcript is spliced from 5 exons. The coding region runs from base 1 to 1485 and encodes 494 amino acids. Gene Ontology annotation, molecular function: transmembrane transporter activity. The record is from RefSeq and is a predicted model, not a curated record.
AUGGACGCCCCGGCUACCAAACCUCGGCUUGUGCCAUCGACACGAUUCGCGUUGUCACUGGUCAUGUUCUUCGGAUGUCUCUUCACUUAUAUGAUGCGGACGAACAUGUCGUUCGCAGUCGUCUGCAUGGUAUCGGAGAACAAAACAGACACUGGGGCAGAGAAGGUUUCUCGAUGUGGAAAAGAAAUGACACCAGUAGACGCGAACAGCUCCUCGGUGAUCGGAGAAUUCGACUGGGAUAAACAAACGACUGGAAUGGUAUUAUCUUCCUUCUUCUACGGUUACAUCGGAAGUCAGAUCAUCGGAGGACACUUGGCAUCUCGUUAUGGAGGAAAACGUGUCGUAUUCAUUACCGUUCUAGGAUCUGCUCUUCUCACUCUUUUCAAUCCAGUCGCCGCUAGAUCAUCGGAAUAUGCACUGGCUAUCUUGCGUGCAGCCAUUGGAUUUCUUCAAGGAGCCACGUUCCCAGCGAUGCAUACCAUGUGGUCUGUAUGGGGUCCACCACUGGAAUUAUCUGUGCUCACCGGAGUUACUUAUGCUGGCGCACAAAUCGGAAACGUCAUUGUUCUGCCACUUUCUGGAUUCCUCUGCCAGUACGGAUUUGAUGGUGGAUGGCCAUCCAUCUUCUACAUCAUCGGUGUCGCUGGAGUCCUCUGGUGUGGUGUUUGGUGGUACAUCAGUUCUGAUAAACCAGCCAAUCAUCCACGUAUCUCCCAAAAAGAGAAACAAUACAUCGUCACUGCAGUAGAAGCUUCAAUGGGAAAAGACACUGGAAAAGUUCCAUCAACGCCUUGGAUCAAGAUUCUCACAUCACCAGCUGUUUGGGCAUGCUGGAUUGGACAUUUCGCUGGAGACUGGGGUGCAUACACAAUGCUUGUCUCUCUUCCAUCCUUCCUUAAAGACGUUCUCGGUUUGAAUCUCUCUUCGCUAGGAGCUGUUGCCUCAAUCCCGUAUAUCGCAUAUUUCUUCGCUAUCAACGCUGGUGGAAUUCUUGCUGAUACCAUUCGUGCCAAAGGUCUUCUCUCCACAUUGAACACCAGAAGAGCGGCUAUGCUUGUGGCACUGAUCGGUCAAGGAUUGUUCCUCGUGGCGUCUGGAUACUGCGGAUGUGGACAGGAUGUUCUUGUUAUUAUUUUCAUCACUUGUGGUAUGGCUAUUUCUGGAUUCCAAUACGCUGGAUUCGUUGUCAACUACCUGGAAAUCGCCCCACCAUUCUCUGGAACUGUCAUGGGAACGGGAAACACAAUUUCGGCACUUGCGGGAAUUAUCUCACCAGCCGUCACUAGUUACCUCACACCAAACGGAACACAAGAAGAAUGGCAAGUGGUUCUGUGGCUGACUGCUGGAAUCUUAGCCACCGGAGCGAUUCUCUUCUCCAUUUUCGCUUCUGGAGACGUUCAACCAUGGGCUAAGCUCACUGCUGAAGAAGGGCACGAAAUGGCUCCACUGCGAGAGGGAGAGAAAAUCGAACUGGCAACUGCCUAA